Molecule: messenger RNA, 1884 nt
Organism: Trichoplax adhaerens
Lineage: Eukaryota; Metazoa; Placozoa; Uniplacotomia; Trichoplacea; Trichoplacidae
Exons: 19
Coding region: 1-1884 (627 amino acids)
Biological process (GO): negative regulation of translation; mRNA catabolic process
Cellular component (GO): CCR4-NOT complex
Molecular function (GO): protein binding
Source: RefSeq, a predicted model, not a curated record
AUGAGUGAAAGUAUUAAAGCUAAUAGCGAAGACCAUAAAGAAGGCAAAAAUGAUCGUUCUUCCAAUGGAAUUCUCGCCUCGGACGAUGAAAGAGUAUUAGCUCAAAAGGCGCUCUUACAAUUUCAUUCUCGUAAAUAUGAAGAAUGUUUACGAACAAUCAAUGAAUUGUUAGAAAUUCGUCAAAAUGAUCCCAAAGUCUGUCACAAUCUAGGAGUCGCUCAAUUCUAUAAAUCUAGCUGUACCAAAUUGGAUGAAUUAACAAAAGUCUUCGACAGUGUCUUAAUUCAGCCUCGUUAUGAGUUUUUACCCACGUGGUUUUCAGGUGAAAAUGGUGAAGAUCAAGAUAGUGUGGAUGAAUUUGAUCAGGCUGCUUUAAACUACAAUAAAGCUUUAAUUCUCUAUUUUUUUAGACAAUACGAAAAAGCUUCUGAUAUUAUCGAAGGUUUAUUCAAAAUUAUUGAACCCUUAGACGAAAAUCUAGCCUGUAAGAUUUGUUUUCUUGCUGCAGACUUAAGUUUUGCAACACGGCAGGCAAAUAUGGCCGGUGAGAAACUAGCAUAUAUUGAAAAAAUGAUUACCUCUAGCGAAAAAGGAUCAACAAAUCAACAUCAUGAAAAAUCUGAGACCUUUUUCACAGUGGGCGGUGGAACAAAGCACGGUUUACAAUCAGAAAGCUUACAAAUGAAGUUUAAUCAGAUGAAGAAGCAUAAUUUGGCUGCUUUAUACUGUAAGAAGGCAAUGAAUGUCAAUGAGGAAUGUAUACAAAAGCCCAAUGAUAGUGGUAACAUUAAUAGUCUAUCAGCGGUCCAAGCUUUAAAUCGUCACUAUGAACUUUUGUAUAAUAUUGGUAUUGAAUUACUGUUUUCUAAUCGGCCUCUUCCGGGAUUCGAAGCUUUAAUCCAGUGUAUGCAAGCCUUCAACACUGAUCCAAAAUAUUGGUUUCGUAUAGCUGAAUGCUGUAUUAGCGCAUACCGUAUGGGUGAAGAAGAAAUUGCUGCCAAAGCUCAAAAUAAGAGUUAUAUAGUCAGCACUGUUGUAGGAGUUGGCCAACAUCAAAAAACAGUCUUAAAACCUACUGCAGAUUAUUCGUAUAGAUAUUUGCCUCCUUCCCAUGGUAUUUCUGUUGCUAAUCCUGAACCGUCAUUGAAAUUUGCUCUUCCAUGUUUAAAAAAUGCGUUGCUCUUGUUAUCAAGUGUAAAUUAUAAUAAUAAUGAUCAAGCGAUACAAAGGAACGACAAUUCACGGUCAAGGGCAAAAGUUUACUUUUCCCCUUCCGCUGCUGGAAUGAAUGCGCAUGACAUCAUUGCGCUAAGGUAUGCAAUUCUUGCUGCCAUUGCAUUCGUUUCGUUGCAAUUGGGAGAACUUGUCUUAGCUUUAGAACGUAGUAAAGAGUUACUUGCCUUGCCUUCUCUACCUGGAUUAUAUAGAUAUCUGGGUCAUAUGUACGCAGCAGAAGCGUUAAUACGUUUGAAUAAAAUUGAUGAGGCAGUACAGCAUUUAUCGCCGGAAACAAUUACUGAUAUCUCUUGUUCAUUUUCAACACAACCCGAAACAACGUCAGAAAAUAAGACUGAAGCCGAUAACAUUAGCUCAGCAGCAACACGACACAAAUUUCCUAGAACAAUAGAAUCUGCUCGUGCAUUAAUGUUUGUCAAUUUAGCCAGUGCAUAUUGCUUGCAGAGAAAGCCAGAGAAAGCCCGGAAGUGUAUAGAACAGGCAUCAGUACUUCGGCUAGAAAAAGAGCACAUACCUGGAGCUGUUCUGAUUUCGAUCUAUAUUGAGCUUGCAAAUGGUAAUGUGGCUUCUGCAUUGGAAGUCCUCAAACGUCAGCAGUUAUAUCCGUUUCAAAGAAAUAAUGGUAGUAAGAAUAUACGAAAUAGUUAA